AGGAAUUAUGCGAACAACAAUAAAGUGAAAAAAUCGAGUCAGUCCCGACAACAAGUUUAUCAGAGAAGUUCAAUGGCAGCGACUCAAUCUCACUUCUUGACCAACCUGAGAAUCUCCUCCCAACGAGCGGAUGCUCGUGUUUCGUCUUCUUCUUGUGAGAUGGUUACUCGGACGAAUCGGCCAUGGGCUUUGCCAUGUUCCUUGAAAGUUGACACCUUUCAGUUCCAAAGAACAACGAGAAGAGGAUCUCCAUGUUUGGCGAGGUUCGAGGAUGGCGAGUUGCUCAGAAGUGGGAUUGGUGAUGCUGAUGGGAUUAUAAUCGUCGACCACGGUUCUCGUCGCCGCGAAUCUAAUCUCAUGCUCGAGGAGUUUGUGAAGAUGUUCAAAGACAACACUGGCUACCCUAUUGUAGAGCCUGCUCAUAUGGAAUUGGCUGAGCCAUCUAUAAAAAGUGCAUUCAGUUUGUGUGUACAACAAGGAGCGAAACGUGUUGUUGUUAGCCCGUUUUUUCUGUUUCCUGGAAGACAUUGGCAUCAGGACAUUCCUGCUUUGACGGCUGAUGCUGCGAAGGAGUUCUCUGACAUCUCAUACCUCAUUACUGCACCUCUCGGCCUCCACAAUCUCCUCAUUGACGUUGUGAACGACAGAAUCCAACAUUGUCUGAGUCAUGUUGAAGGUGAUGCAGACGAAUGUCUCGUUUGUGCUGGAACAAACAAGUGCAAGCUCUACAAUAGUUCUUAGGCUCAAAAUGUAAGAACUUUUUUUGUAUAUCUUCUGGUUUUCUCUAACCUUUCGGAUGAGGAAAACAAAAAUAAACAGGCUUGUUGUAUUGUCCAUACUCAUCAGUUAUUAUUACACGUUGUAGUUCCACACCAAUUGAAAAAAAACAAUCAUAAUAAGAGUUAGCUGUUGAGUGUAA
This is a messenger RNA of Brassica napus (rape), 919 nucleotides long. RefSeq names its product sirohydrochlorin ferrochelatase, chloroplastic. Gene Ontology annotation, molecular function: lyase activity. Lineage: Eukaryota; Viridiplantae; Streptophyta; Magnoliopsida; Brassicales; Brassicaceae. The transcript is spliced from 6 exons. The record is from RefSeq and is a predicted model, not a curated record. Bases 73 to 741 code for a protein of 222 amino acids.